This is a messenger RNA of Penaeus monodon (black tiger shrimp), 1649 nucleotides long. Its product is annotated as putative glutathione-specific gamma-glutamylcyclotransferase 2. Gene Ontology annotation, biological process: glutathione catabolic process. The record is from RefSeq and is a predicted model, not a curated record. Lineage: Eukaryota; Metazoa; Arthropoda; Malacostraca; Decapoda; Penaeidae. Gene Ontology annotation, cellular component: cytoplasm. Gene Ontology annotation, molecular function: gamma-glutamylcyclotransferase activity; glutathione specific gamma-glutamylcyclotransferase activity.
GACAGCUGAUCGCUGGUCGUCUCCCUGGCGUCCGUGUGUUACAGGACUAUUAACACACUCGGUUUAGAGCGCAGGGAUAGUGGAGCUCGGGAAAACACCACACAAGGGCUGCCAUGGUUUUGUAGUGCGCUAUCUAUCGGCCGGUCUGUCUGGAAAGGCGAAAAUCUGCAAAGGGGGAAAAAAAAGAAGGGAAAUGUUUUGAAAAAUAUGGGAGGUUGAGGGCCCCAUAUACACCGCAGUGCCAGGUUGUUGUUGUUGCGUGAGAAAGGGAGGUAGGAAGACACACAGAGAGAGCGAGACAAUAACAACAGUGUGUGAUUAUCACUGCGUAGAGUGAAGAAGAGAGGGAGCGGGGAAACAGGACCAUAUUGCUACCUGUCCAUUCGACCAAAAAGCCAAUCUAUCGUAUUUUUUUUUCUUUCCCCAACAAAGACAAAAAGCACAACCAACAAACAGGCACCUCGCAGAAGACCAGAAGACGUCAAGAAAACCCAAAGAAGACACAAUGGGCAGCCAAGACGCCUCCAGAAGCCUGUGGGUAUUCGGCUACGGGUCCCUUUGCUGGCACCCUGGCUUCCAGCACGGUGCCUCUGCCGUGGGGCACAUCGAGCACUACGUCAGGAGGUUCUGGCAAGGGAAUUCUACACACAGAGGCAUCCCCGGCAAGGGCAUCACCUGGGGCGUGGCGUACGAGCUCGAGGGCGAGGACGCGCUCCGCUAUCUGGAGAACCGGGAGGUGUCUUUGGGAGGCUACACCACCGCCGUCGUCAGCUUCUUCCCGAGGGACGCCGGCCUGGAGCCCUUCCCCGUGCUGCUCUACAUCGCCACGCCCGCGAACCGAGAGUGGGCGGGCCAGGCGCCCAUGCACGAGAUCGCCACCCAGAUCACGCAGUGCUCCGGGCCCGCGGGCCACAACGUGGAGUACCUCCUCCGUCUGGCCGACUUCAUGCGCGAGAAGGUCCCCGAGGGCUACGACGAGCACCUGGCCACCCUGGAGGCCCUGGUGCGGCUCAGGGUCAAGGAGAACAACCUGUGCCUUAAAUCCCUGAUGGGGGACGGCCCUCGGGAUCCACAGCAGCCCCUGCCGCAGCAGCAGCAACAGCAGCAACAGCAACAGCAGGUGGCGGCAGGAGGGGGAGACGGCGGAGGAGGAGGAGGAGGAGUCAACAGAGCGGCCGCUGGGGGAGGGUUUCUCCACCACCAUCUCCACCAUCACCAGCACGACGUCCCGCAGCCCGCCGAGGAGAGGAGGGACACCUUCCAGUUCGUGGCCAAAGUCCCUCCGAAGAAGCUCCGUUGUCUCAAUGUCUAGAAUUAGGGGCGGGGCGUAGGGGCGUCUCCAGAACCUACUGCCAGGGGAUUAGGGGAAUGGGCGGGCGGGCGGGCGGGCGGGCGGGCGUUGUCGUGCUGUGUUGUGUUCUCGUGUGUAUUGUGUGCGAUGAGGGAGAUGGGCGUGACGAAAAGGUGGGAAGAAGGAGAGGUGGAUGAAAAAGAAAAGAAAGAAAGAAAAAAAUAAAAUGAAAACAGAAGAAGAAGAAAAAGGAGAAGCCAGAGAGGAAGAGUGAACGAGAAAGAAGAAGCGAGGAUUUGAUGAAGACAGGAAAGGAGAGAAAGAAGAAAAUUGACGAAGAAGAAAGAGGCGGGUGAAG